Molecule: messenger RNA, 5300 nt
Organism: Macrobrachium nipponense
Lineage: Eukaryota; Metazoa; Arthropoda; Malacostraca; Decapoda; Palaemonidae
Product: zwei Ig domain protein zig-8-like
Exons: 5
Coding region: 7-942 (311 amino acids)
Biological process (GO): synapse organization
Cellular component (GO): neuron projection membrane
Source: RefSeq, a predicted model, not a curated record
GUUUCCAUGUCAGCCACGGGCGGCCCUAGCGAGGUGGACAGGGCCUACCCUCUAGACGGCGAGAAGACGAAGCUGACGCCCUUAGACUUCCCGACCCUGGGCGAGGAAGAGGACGAAGACGAGCUGGAGAACUGGAGGGGAGAGGAUGAGACCAGCACAGCGGCGGCGGCGGCGGCGGCGGAGGGAGAUUUAGAAGAAGGAGAAGAAAAAGAAGAAGAGGAGCCUUAUUUCGACGCGUCCAUGUUGCCUACCUACACCGCUUACCUGGGGAAGACGGCCACGCUCACCUGCAUCGUCCACGCCACGAAGAGUGACAAGUCGGUGUCCUGGAUCCGGGGUCGCGACCUGAGGAUCCUGACAGUCGGCCGCUACACCUACACGACGGACUUCCGCUUCGAGGCCAUCCACCAGGAGGCGAGCGCCGAGUGGACGCUGCGGAUCAAGUCCGUGCAGAGGAAGGACCAGGGCAGCUACGAGUGCCAGAUCACCACGAAGCCCAUCCGGACCUACAGCGUCUUCCUCAAGGUGGUCGAGCCCACGGUGGAGAUUCUGGGAGCACCUGACAUCUUCGUCAACAGAGCCUCUAUGAUCAACCUCACGUGCAUCGUGCGCCACGCCCCCUUCCCGCCCAAAACGAUAACCUGGUACCACGGCAACAAGGUGAUGAGUUACAUCUCCCCACGGGGAGGAGUGAGCGUGGUCGAGGAGCGUGGGGAGACCACCACCAGCUUCCUCCUGUUACAGAACGCCCACCCAUCCGACUCCGGAACUUUCGCCUGCCAUCCGGAAAAUAUGGAGCCGGCCAAGGUCACGCUCCACGUCCUCAACGGCGAGAAGCCAGCAGCCAUCGCAGCGAACUCCAGCAGUGUCAACUGCCAACCGCCGGGGCGGAUCUCGGCAAUAAUGGUGGUCGUGUUCAUUGCCAAGUGCGUCAUGACGUGAAUGGUUUAAAAACUGUAUCACUACCUGUGCUUUCUCGCGAUAUUUGACGAAUUCUUUAGUCCAGUCAAAUUAGGCGUGUGUUCAUACAUGGACAAGUCUCUUAUUGUGUUUCGUGUAAGUCACUGCGCAAAGAUUAGCCAAAAGAUGGCGUUGCACUCGCGGUAUAGCAAAGUUCCAGAAUAUUCUACUUGCAGAACUGGCCAUCUUUUAACCUUUCAAGAGCAACCCCAGCUUAUGGCUAACCAUCAUAUAGUGAAUUACAUACAUAAAUGAAAUAAGAGGUCUGUACCCAUGAAAUCAUUAUUGUUUCGAAUUUUGUACAUUUUAGUUGUAAUACUGUAAGUCCCUUUAAUGAGCUAAAAGUUGGUCUGCAUGUUCGUUAUCCCUUUAGAAAUAACAUUGUACAAGUCUGCCAUUGGUAUGCCUCCAGCUUUGCAAGUUAUCUUGGAAAUUAACUGCCAGUUUUCACUCUUUCUUGAAAUGUUCCUCUAAAAGUAAGGGCCAUGGUAAUUUAAAGCGAAUGUCAGCAAAUUCUUACCAUAUAGUGUACCCAGGGCCGUUUCUAGCUAUAGGCGGACUAGGCGAUUGCCUAGGGCCCCCAAGCCACCAUGGGCCCCCUGGGUAGCUUGGAAAAUUCAAAUUUCCCAAGCCACCUAGGGGCCCCCGAUGAAAAGUUGAAAUUUCCCUUUGCUUGCUAAAUUUGAUCCUGUCAUGAAGCACCACAUUGAGCGUGUUGAGAGUGGCCAGUUUAGUCAUUCCAGCUAUCUUGGAAAUAUCAUCCAAAAUGAACUUAUUGCCUCAAUCAGUGGGAAAAUAAUGGGGACAGUGGUGGCUGAGAUUAAACAAUUCAAAUAUUUAGUCAUUUUGGACUGUGCUCCCGAUAUAAGCUGCUAAGAACAGAUGUCAGUCAUCAUAAGGACUGUUAAAAUGGACAAAGCACCAGAAAUCUAGGAACAUUUUAUGGGAUUUCUUGUAGCUUCUGAAACAACAGGUCUUGGUUUGUCAGCAUUGAUUUUGAAGAAGCUAAUGGAGCUGAAUAUUCCUUUUGAUGAUUGCAAAGGACAAUCAUAUGAUAAUGGUGCCAACAUGAAAGGGAGGAACAAAGGAGUUCCAACCAGACUUCUUGAGAAGAACCCUCUUGCACUUUAUGUUCCAUGUGGUGCACAUUCCCUACACUUGGUAGUAUCUGAUGUAGCAACAGAUUCAACAGAUGCCAUCAGCUAUUUCGGCAAUGUACAGAAACUGUACAGCUUUUUUUCAGCAUCACCACAAAGAUGGGCAAUCCUAAGGGAACAUGUUACUGUUGCACUCAAGACUUGGAGUAACACAAGGUGGGGGAGCCGUUUUAACAGCAUAGAGGCUGUGCGGUACCAAGCCUCUAAUAUAAGGGAAGCUUUGCUGAAGAUCAGGGAAGUUACGGAUCCUCUGACCAAGGUAGAAGCUCAAAGUUUGGCAGAAGAGGUGGGGUCAUACCGAUUUAUCAUUUGUACAGUUGUAGCUGGUAUGGUAUGACAUUCUACACCAUGUGAACCAUGUCAGCAAGCUCCUGCAGUCUCCCAAAAUGCAUAGAUGUGGCAGUUGACCUCCUCACUAAAGCAAAAACAUCUCUGACUAACUACAGAAGAAAUGGCUUUGCUUCAGCUCAGACAUGUGUGAGGAAAUGAAUGUAGAGGUUGUACUCACAGAGAAGAGAUUAAGAAGCACAAAAAAGCACUUUGCUUAUGAAGGCCCAGAUGAGCCCAUUGCAGAUGCCAUGAAGAGGUUAAAAGCAACAUUCUUUAAUGUUGUUGACAAAGCCAUUCAAUCCUUAACUGAUAGAUUUGAAACACUGGGUGAAGUGAGAGGCAGAUUUGGAGUGCUGCUCAGUUUCCAAAAACUGGAUGAUUAGGCAUUGAACAACCAGUGUGACAACCUCUGCAUGACAUUAAGCGCUGGAAAUGAAAGUGACAUUGAUAGAAAGGAACUGGCUGUGGAAGUCAAAAACUUGCCAAGCUUACCCUCAGAUGAUAUGACUGCUCUUGAGCUCCUCACCUUUAUCCCUCCCCCCCCAAAAGAAAAAAAACAUUUGGAGGAACUGUAUCCCAAUCUGUGGGCUGCCCUGAGAAUCACCUGCACUCUGCCUGUGACUAUGGCGGCCUCAGCAGAGAGGAGCUUCUCAAAGCUGAAGCUCAUCAAGACCUAUCUAAGGUCUUCCAUGGGACUGGAUCGACUCACUGGUCUUGCAAUAAUGAUCAUCAACCAUGAGGUUGGCAAGCAGGUUGACGUCAUGUGAGGACAUCGCUCAUGAGUUUGCAAGUAAAAAAGCCAGGAAGCAGAUAUUUUGAGGACAAUACAUUGUUACAGUGAAUAAUUCGAAUUAUUAGUUGUUUUUCUGCUAAGUGUGACUGUGGUGUUAAUCAAGCAUUAUUUUAAGUGUUGGUUUUUUAUUGUCUUUGCACUUUGAAAUAGAUGUGAAAUGAAUAAAUGUGAGGUGUAAUAGUUUCUUGCAACUUAGUAGACCAUCUAAAGGGCUAGGAAUCGCUUCAUCAUAGUUUGACAAACCCCUCGGGGAUAAAUGAAGUGCCUACCUACUUAUCUAUCUAGGGGCCCCCAAACAGCAUCUUGCCUAGGGCUCCCACAAAGCUAGAAACGGCCCUGAGUGUACCCAAGCUAAAACCCCACUUGUGGCUUGAAGGAUUUCCACUGUGCAUAUUGACCUAGGGUCUCUGAGAUUUAUUUAAAGAUGCAUAUAGUCUACCUGUUUAUUCAUCACCAGCCACUGCCUGGCUUCUGUAGGUCUUAUGUGGGUCGAGACUCUGAAGAGGCAAUAAGUUGUCCCUUGCCUAUCUUGCUUAUUGAGGAAAUUUGAACCUUUACUGUAACCAUUGCUCCAGUCUCCAGAUAAGUAUUACACUCAGUGCCGCCCACACUGUGAAAUGUAUAGUAUCUAUGAUAUUCACCCAUGGUGUGUGCAUUACCUAUAGGUAUGAUCAAAAGUAAACAGUAUCAGAUAAAGUUUUCUGCUUUCUAUCAAUGUUAUGUGGAAAACUUCAGCCAACUAAGCUUCACUGCAGUGUUGCAGAGUUUGUUGUAGCUCUGAACUUGUGAAGCGUUUCAGACCUCACUACUGCUGGGGCUGACUGAUAGGUUUAUUUCAGUCAUCACUGAUAUAAUUAGUGGCAAGUAAUAUGACGAAGGCGCAAGCUAUGGUAAUCUUUAAUGGUAUAUUAACAUGAGCUGUGGCUAUUUGUAAUUUCCCUCUGCUUUCUGAGAGUUAUUUUUUGCUCCCUUGCAGCUAAUUUUUGUAAUAUUAAUUGAGGGUUAAUUGGUAAUUUUAUUCUUUACGGUCUUAGAAAAGUAUUGCACAUAUGUAAUGCCAUAUCGACCUCAUGCCACCUGAAUUAUAGUGGUUGAUGUGUAGAAUUGCUGUUGUGCUCAUAUAUACAAUUGUCUACCACUGAGUAUACAAAACAUUGCUUGGAAUAUUAUUUAUUUAUUUAUUCAUCAAUAAACAGGCGUAUUUGACAUGCAUAGCAAAUCUGUGCCCUCGCCUGAUCAGACAUUUUUACUUACCAGUAAUCUACCUUACUCCCUCCAUGUCUUCGUGUCCAAACAACCUCAAUCAAAAACUGUCUGACAGACAAUAUUUUUGUUUAUGGACUGAACUUCAAGAUUUUGUGUAAAUUAAAACUACGGGCAUUGCCAUUCAUGAUGUCUUCAGUCUGUUUUUUUCGGCGCUGACAGUAAAAACCUUCAGCCAAUAUCACUUUUAACCAAUGGUCGGUACUUAGCAUCGACUUCCACCAAUCACAGUGAGUUCCGUGAUGUCAGUUGUGGAUUUUUACCGUCUGUUUUCUCUUCAGUUAUCAUUAGCUUCCUCUUUGCUUUAAUCACCCUAUUCACUCUUGGACUUAACUGGAUUUUCUUCUGGAGAGAGAGAGAGUUGCUCAAAUGUUUUUAGUUCCCUGACUCCAAAAAUAAAACGCUCAGUUUCCUUUGGAAGUUGGAAGUUUGAUACCAUAUGGUUCGACCUAAAUUUCUGUACAAAAAGCAUUCUUUCGAGCUACCAUUAAUCAUAUUCUCUCUCUCUCUAGCCCACUCAAGUAUUUGCAUAACCGUUUUAACACGGUCCAUUUCACUUGAAAACAAUUUAUCUCCGCUCUUACGAAGAAUUAUGCAGAAAAUAGAUAAGCAAAUGGGUAAAUUGAAUACGUAUAAGACGCAAAGGAAACUUGUACACACGCAAGUGAAAGAAGUGUGUACGCAGCAUAAUAAACACUGCACAUUUAAGUCAAAUUAGGUAAAGAAUUGUCACAGUUUUCCACUGGCUUAAAUUUCUAAACAGCAUGCAUACCAAUUUCCAGCUCAUAAACUCCCCA